AUGCCUAAACCGCAGCGCGGUCGUACAUCCUCUCAAGACUUUGCAUUUCAAAGCACUGACCAAGCCUUUACCCAACCGUUCCGUGGAGCAGAGGGAGCUCCAGCCCCAGCUCUCCGGCAAGCCUUCGCACAGCAACCACACCAACGGUAUGAGACGCACCCAGCUACAAAUGGUUCAAUUGCGCCGACAACGUCCAUUCGAAGCUCCGCGCUGGAUCAGUCACUAAGAUACUCGGAUUUUGGCGCUCCGCAGGGCUCUGCGCCGCACCUAGGAGCUUCCAUCCCGCUUCCUCGUGGCUACGGCUUCAGUCCUGGGGGGCCAUUGGGAUGGGAUUGGGGAAACACUAUUGACUUCGCCGGCUAUACUCCCCAUUACGAACCUCAAGGCGAGCUUGUCCAAGAGCUUCAGACCCAGCAAGCGCCAAAGGACGACUUCAGCAUCCCGCUGCUAGUCACCACUAUCGACACGGCGCGCCAGUCUCCGCCACAGCCCUUCUCUGCGCAGAAUCCACUGCCACCACCCCCGAGACCGACCAAGCGACUUUCCUUCCAGGCGGGCAUGAAGAGGAAGGCCGACUCGGAGCCUAAUUCUGGCAUACAAGCUACGAAUGGGCCGUUCGAAGAGAAUCCCGCCAAGCGACAGAACAAGUCGCGAGCCUCAUCCAUUACCUCCGCAGCCUCUCCAGUCGUGGCAACUGCCACUGCGCCCGGUUCGUGCGGUCCUGCGUCUUUGUCCGCAUCCAUGACCGCACCGGCGAUCCUCGAAAGUACCGCCCAGCUGAACAAUGAGGCCCAGUCGCGCAAAGAGCCAAGCAAGGGCACGGGACCACAGGGUCGCGUUAUCGAUGUCUCGACACCUCGGCGCAUCGCAGAGUCGCGUAUAGCAGUGGACACCCUGCCCUCGGGUAAGGUAUUCCCCAUUCAGAUUGGUUCGGAGCUUUUUAGGCUCUCUGGAGCAUCUAUUUCAUCGGAUGCACCCAGUUAUUUCUCGCAUUUCUUUGGCGAGCAGAUCCACAGCAAUCAAGGUCGCGCUGAUGACAUAAGGACGUUGUACAUUGAUCGCGACCCUGAUACAUUUCGAGACAUUGCCCUGCAUUUGCAAGGGUACCACAUUAGCCCUCGCAAUGGCGAGCAUUUUGUGCGUUUGUUCGCUGAUGCGCAAUUCUACUCCUUGCCUCGCCUGACAAAACAGCUUUUUAGCACCGACAUCUUCAUUCGCAUAGGCGGCGUUCCAUUCCAGAUUCCGCGUGACCUGUUCUCAUCGCCUGGUGACAGCCCCAAUUACUUCUCCCUCGGCUUUGCGCAAUUCUUCUCCACGCCAACGGAAGUCUUUCCUGGGCUUGAUCGCAACGCGCUGCUACGACCGCCAUCCAUUUCCCCACCUUCGGUGCCAAAUCGGAGUGGAGAGACGUUUGGAGAAUUAGUCAGAAUGCUUCAAGGCUAUCCUGUGGACAUCCGCAAUGAUGUGCAUAGGUCGCAGCUUCUGAGAGAUGCGCGGUACUUCCAUCUGCGAGGGCUGGAACAGAGGCUCAUACCCUGCGAAACGUCCUACAAUCUCCGAAGAGGUCAAUCCGAGAUCUUGAUCAGGCUCGAUGACAUACGGCAAUCUGGAGUUUCAUUCACACCAGAUACGCCUGCGAGCGAUCCAGAUUCCGAUUCUGCGUCGAACGCUCCAUCACAACUAGGCAUAUCGCCUGCUCCAUCGAGCAAGCCCACAAGCCCGUCGCCCUCGCUCGGCAGCUCUCAUUUCAGAGCCGGCACAGUUUCUUACGCGCGGCCGUACACGGACGAUCACGCCAGUACCAACAUCCUCAUUCUCGAAUUGUCAUCCAACGAAUCCACCACGCUGCACCUCCCUAUGGAGCCUCCGAGGGCGACAUUUUCCAUGGAGCCACUCACCCUCAACUUGAGAGCUACCUUCCACGGAACCGUACUCGCACGCAUCACAUCGCUAUUCUCGGUGAUAGCGUCGAAAAUGGGACUGCCAGCGACGCAGCCGCUCGGUCUCAUGAUGAUGCAGUCUGGUGGCGGUGUGGCCGCACAGCCCGUCUCACCCGCCAAUUCAGGUGUGAGCGAGCGCCGAGUGCGUGUGCGCAUAGACCCAGAUUGCUAUCUCGAAAUCGACAAUACGCCUGCCGAGCUAGCGUUUGAUGCGGAAACAGGUCGCAUGGGCAUCCGGCGCAGCGAUGGUGAGCAUCGCUCGAAGCGGAGCAAGGUGUCUGAAGGCUCCAGUAGCAGUGAGUGGAUCUGGGGCGGAGCACGGGAUAGCGCCAUCAUCGAUGACGAUGGAGAGGAGUUGGAAGAGACCAUUGUAGUCAAAAGAGCACAUUGGAGGAUACGUGUGGAGAACGUGAACGGGGAAGCAGCGAAGAUGUUGGUUGUGCUUUGCGGGGUCAGGAUUGAGGGGUACAGUGGAGAGAGGGGACGGAACCAGGAGCGCGGGUUCUUGGGGAGUUGA
This is a messenger RNA of Paraphaeosphaeria sporulosa, 2457 nucleotides long. RefSeq lists its product as uncharacterized. The transcript has 3 exons. NCBI's taxonomy places the organism in Eukaryota, Fungi, Ascomycota, Dothideomycetes, Pleosporales, Didymosphaeriaceae. The record is from RefSeq and is a predicted model, not a curated record. Bases 1 to 2457 code for a protein of 818 amino acids.